Microtus ochrogaster (prairie vole) is the source of this 1003-nucleotide messenger RNA. It is a transcript of the gene Ncbp2as2, whose product is annotated as NCBP2 antisense RNA 2 (head to head). The transcript has 2 exons. The record is from RefSeq and is a predicted model, not a curated record. Bases 21 to 539 code for a protein of 172 amino acids. Lineage: Eukaryota; Metazoa; Chordata; Mammalia; Rodentia; Cricetidae.
CCUUCAGGAGGCCACCGGACAUGGUGCGAAGACACGAACCACGACGCGGCCACGGCUGGAAGAACCUGGCAGCGGCGGAAACGGAAAUGUGCGCGGCGUGCUGCAAUGGGCGGACGUGGUCGGGUCCAAUCCUGCCGCGGCUUUGUCGUCAUCAGGAGGCGCCGACUCGUCCGUCGUCCGGUGUGGCCGGUAGGAAGGCGAGCGCGGCGAGCUCCGGGUUCCCGGGCACUCGGAGGACGAUGAUUUUCCGGCGGCUGCUGGCUGCCCUGCUGCACAACCCGCAGCUGGUGGAGCGGCUGUCCGAGUCGCGGCCCAUCCGGCGGGCGGCGCAACUCACAGCUUUCGCCCUGCUGCAGCUGCAACUGCGCGGCCGCGAUGCAGCCGGACGCCUGCGAGCCCUCGCGGGUCAGUCCCCGGGCUCCUUGGGGCGCCGAGUUGCGCGGUUCAAGGACACAUUCACUCAGGAACUCCGCCGCGGCCUCCGGGAGCGUCCAGGACCACCCCCAGGUCAUCAGAAGGGCCCGAGCACUAAGGCGUAAGCACAGACUGGACUCUGCCAGGCCGAGGUCACGUCCCCUCCUCCCUUCAGUGAUCUACACCGACCUUUGCGUUCAGGAGUCAUCUCGGGCACGAUGCACUGCUUCGAAUCCUGACUCGGAUUGUCAACAUGCUGAUGCCUACGUUCAAAUGGACAUGUGCUAGUCCUAUGACUGGCAGGACAUAAAGACCCCGAAGGCCACCAGAGAUAAAAGAGUCUAGACCUGAACAUUGCACUACUGAGAGCUAUGGCCAACCAUGGCCUGCUUUCUACAAGCGGGACUGAAGCUGAAUAAAUGCUGCUGCAUCUACGUCUGGAGCAGAAAAACAGGGAAGAUGUUGGAUGGAAUGAUAACCCUGAGGUUGCCACAAUCUUUGAUUAAAUGUCUCUUGACCAGCGGAGACCAUCCUGGAUGCAGAGGACACAGGCAAGGAAACAAAGCAAGAGAAGGAUUGUAUGUGUCCC